GCACUGCAGUGGCCUAGCCGGCGUCGUCCUCCCCCUCUCUCGCUCCUCUGUCCUCCCCUCUCCACUUGAGAAGAACACAAUUAGGAAAAAAAGGCAAAAAACAUUUACCUUUUUUCUAUCUGUAUAUUAUCUGAAUAAAUCAAGAGGAGGAAGAGGGGAGGGAGCGAGGGAGGGGGAGGAGUAGCAAAUCCAGACUCCAUAGCAACCAGCUCGCGAGAAGGGGAAAAGGGGGAGGAAGAGCUUCGCUUGUGUAUUGAUUGCUCGCUGCUCCAGUCCCUGCAUUCGUGCCGUUUUUGGCAAGUAGGUGGCGUGGCAAGCAUGGUGCCGGGCUAUGACUGCGCCGCCUCCGUGCUGCUGUGCGCGGAGGACAACGCUGCUAUUCUCGGCCUGGACGACGAUGGGGAGGAGUCCUCCUGGGCGGCCGCCGCUACGCCGCCACGUGACACCGUCGCCGCCGCCGCCGCCGCCGCCACCGGGGUCGCCGUCGAUGGGAUUUUGACGGAGUUCCCCUUGCUCUCGGAUGACUGCGUUGCGACGCUCGUGGAGAAGGAGGUGGAGCACAUGCCCGCGGAGGGGUACCUCCAGAAGCUGCAGCGACGGCAUGGGGACCUGGAUUUGGCCGCCGUCAGGAAGGACGCCAUCGAUUGGAUUUGGAAGGUCAUUGAGCAUUACAAUUUCGCACCGUUGACUGCCGUUUUGUCUGUGAACUACCUCGAUAGAUUCCUCUCCACGUAUGAGUUCCCUGAAGGCAGAGCUUGGAUGACUCAGCUCUUGGCAGUGGCUUGCUUGUCUUUGGCUUCGAAAAUCGAAGAGACUUUUGUGCCACUCCCCUUGGAUUUGCAGGUAGCGGAGGCAAAGUUUGUUUUUGAGGGAAGGACCAUAAAAAGGAUGGAGCUUCUGGUGCUAAGCACCUUAAAGUGGAGGAUGCAUGCUGUUACUGCUUGCUCAUUUGUUGAAUACUUUCUUCAUAAAUUGAGUGAUCAUGGUGCACCCUCCUUGCUUGCACGCUCUCGCUCUUCGGACCUUGUCUUGAGCACCGCUAAAGGUGCUGAAUUCGUGGUAUUCAGACCCUCCGAGAUUGCUGCCAGUGUUGCACUUGCUGCUAUCGGCGAAUGCAGGAGUUCUGUAAUUGAGAGAGCUGCUAGUAGCUGCAAAUAUUUGGACAAGGAGAGGGUUUUAAGAUGCCAUGAAAUGAUUCAAGAGAAGAUUACUGCGGGAAGCAUUGUCCUAAAGUCUGCUGGAUCAUCAAUCUCCUCUGUGCCACAAAGCCCAAUAGGUGUCCUGGACGCUGCAGCCUGUCUGAGUCAACAAAGCGAUGACGCUACUGUCGGGUCUCCUGCAGUAUGUUACCAUAGUUCUUCCACAAGCAAGAGGAGAAGGAUCACUAGACGUCUACUCUAAUUGUGGUACGCUUCAGGUGUGCUCCUCACCGCUCUAGGAGUUUUUGAUUGGUUCAAACAUCUUAAAUUUAGUUUGGCCGCUGGAGGAUUAUGGUUUAGUCAAGUAGUUGCUGAAUGGAACAACAAAACACGCACACUACUUGGUCCAUAAAGACAAGAAAAUAACUGGCAGCGUCCCGCGAGCCAGCGCUGCAAUCCAGUUCAUGCAAGACCCUAGAGUCCAGGGGGGGUGCUGGUGUAGGUAGAGAGGGAACAAGGCAUUCACAUACGCCGUAGAGAUGAGAGAGCCUCUCGUAUGUUUUGUACUUUUGCUCCUUCAGUUUGCAAUGAACUAUAUAAACAAGGAUUGCCUUGGGGCAGUGAACAUUUGUCGGAUGAAAAGAAUCAAAAAGGAUGGGGGUCGGCAGAGGAAUAGAACAAUUUGAUAUAUUUCCAUAAACUA
Zea mays is the source of this 1842-nucleotide messenger RNA. RefSeq lists its product as uncharacterized. The record is from RefSeq and is marked validated. Bases 319 to 1401 code for a protein of 360 amino acids. The transcript is spliced from 6 exons. Lineage: Eukaryota; Viridiplantae; Streptophyta; Magnoliopsida; Poales; Poaceae.